AUGUUUUCAUUGCAGAACGGUGAGGUGGAGUUUGUCCGAACCGGCUAUGGGAAGGACAUGGUGAAGGUCCUCCGCAUUCAGCGAGAUGGAAAAUAUCACAGCAUUAAAGAAGUGGCAACUUCAGUGCAACUUACUCUGAGCUCCAAAAAAGAUUAUCUGCAUGGAGAUAAUUCAGACAUCAUCCCUACAGACACCAUCAAGAACACAGUUCACGUCUUGGCAAAGUUCAAAGGAAUCAAAAGCAUAGAAACUUUUGCUAUGGAUAUCUGUGAACAUUUUCUUUCUUCUUUUAACCAUGUCAUCAGAGCUCAAGUCUACGUGGAAGAAGUCCCUUGGAAGCGUUUUGAAAAGAAUGGAGUUAAGCAUGUCCAUGCAUUUAUUCACACUCCCACUGGAACGCACUUCUGUGAGGUUGAGCAGAUGAAGAGUGGACCUCUAGUCAUUCAUUCUGGAAUCAAAGAUCUCAAGGUUUUGAAAACGACCCAGUCUGGAUUUGAAGGAUUCAUUAAGGACCAGUUCACCACCCUCCCUGAGGUGAAGGACAGGUGCUUCGCCACCCAAGUGUACUGCAAGUGGCGCUACCGCAAGAGCGGGGACAUGGACUUUGAAGCUACCUGGGACACUGUUCGGGACAUUGUCCUGGAGAAAUUUGCUGGCCCCUGUGACAAAGGCGAGUACUCGCCCUCUGUCCAGAAGACCCUCUAUGAUAUCCAGGCGCUCUCCCUGAGCCGGGUUCCUGAGAUAGAAGAUAUGGAAAUCAGCCUGCCAAAUAUCCAUUACUUUAACAUAGACAUGUCCAGAAUGGGACUGAUCAACAAGGACGAGGUCUUGCUACCCUCAGACAAUCCGUAUGGCAGAAUUACUGGUACAGUCAAGAGGAAGCUGGCUUCAAGGUUGUGA
This is a messenger RNA of Miniopterus natalensis, 900 nucleotides long. Its product is annotated as uricase. The record is from RefSeq and is a predicted model, not a curated record. NCBI's taxonomy places the organism in Eukaryota, Metazoa, Chordata, Mammalia, Chiroptera, Miniopteridae. Gene Ontology annotation, biological process: purine nucleobase catabolic process; urate catabolic process. Gene Ontology annotation, cellular component: peroxisome. Gene Ontology annotation, molecular function: urate oxidase activity.